This is a messenger RNA of Panicum virgatum (switchgrass), 2077 nucleotides long. Its product is annotated as zinc finger CCCH domain-containing protein 17-like. Gene Ontology annotation, molecular function: protein binding. Bases 120 to 1154 code for a protein of 344 amino acids. The transcript is spliced from 6 exons. Lineage: Eukaryota; Viridiplantae; Streptophyta; Magnoliopsida; Poales; Poaceae. The record is from RefSeq and is a predicted model, not a curated record.
CCAAACCGCCUCGUUCCACGAUCGCGAUCGCCGCCUCCACCACGCCGUUCCCCGGAAGAAACCCAGCGCCGCCUCUACCCACCACGCGUCCGCGAGACCGGCGCCCGGCAGCUACCGCCAUGCCGAUCUCCUCCACCCUCGCCGCGCGCCUCGGCACCGGCCCCGCGCGCGCGCCCGCGCCCGCGCGGUGGAGCCCCUACGCCCGUUCCUCUGUGCCUGAGCCCCAGGGCGGCCGCGGCGGCGCCAAGGCCUCGCGCCCGCCCCUACGCCUGGAUCCCGCGACGGCGAGGCUCCUCGGCCCCGCGCAGAAGGUGGAGCCGUCCGGAUCGCGUCGCCGUCCCGAACCCGCCGCGCCCGGCGCUGCUUCUGCUGCACCCGCAGGACGGAGCCGUGGAGGCGAGAUGACAAGCCCGGAGCCUGUGCUGAAGCCGAAGCCGGACGCUGUAUACGAUACACCGCCCGUUGAGAAGCGCCGCUGCAUCGGUGGGGGUGGCUUCGUCUUCCUCUGCGCCCUCGCUGGACAUACAGAGGCUAUCAGCGGGAUCUCAGUGCCGCGCUGUUCCGACAAACUCUAUUCUGGCAGCGUCGACGGAUCUGUUCGCGUCUGGGACCGCAACUCUGGCAAGUGUGUUGAUGUCAUCAAGAUGGGAGGCAAGGUUGGCUGCAUGAUCACCCAUGGUCCAUGGGUAUUCAUAGGGAUUCCGAAGUCCGUGGAGGCAUGGAACACACAGACAGGAACAAAACUAAGUCUUCAGGGGCCUUCUGGUCUGGUUUGUUCCAUGACUGUCACGGAUGGGAUGCUGUUUGCUGGUACGGGAGAUGGUCGCAUCAUGGCUUGGAAAUUUCCUUCUAAGCAGAGCAACAUGGAACCAGUGUCGAUCCUCACUGGCCAUCAACGUGCCGUCAUUUCACUUUCUAUCUCAGCAACAAGACUUUACUCUAGCUCACUUGACAAGACCAUCAAAGUAUGGGAUCUCAUGACUUUGAAGUGUGUCCAAACACUCUCUGAGCAUAAAGCUGCUGUAACAUCUGUCCUAUGUUGGGAUGAAAAGUUAUUAUCUUGCUCCCUGGACAAGACUGUAAAGCUCUGGACUCUUUCAGAGUCUGGAAACCUUCAAGUCAAAUAUACCCAUGCUGAGGAGCAUGGGACAUAAUUGUUGGGACUCCAGUUGCUUUCAGCCAAGCAAUAUGAUUCAUAAAUGUGAUCUCUGAACUAGGUGUAACAUAGGCUUGCUCAUUUGCUUUCAGACAAGCAAUAUCAUAAAUGUGGUCUUUGAACUAGGUGCAGCAGAGGCUUUCUCAUUAGCUUAGCGAAGCAAUAUGAUUCAUAAGUGUGGUCUCUGAACUAGGUGUAGCAGAGCCGUGCUGGAACCUCUCAGUGUAGGGUUGUUGCAUAUGGAGAUAGCUUUGGUUGGUCUUCUUGGUCAGCUGAGUUUAUCUGGUGAACUGGGUCAGUAAUUGAUAUUUUUAUAUACUGAUAGAAGCCUUGUUAGAUGAGAAUUUCAGAUGGUCUGCUCAGUGUAUCAUAUCUUAUUAACUUUGAAAACAACUUACUGAACAUUAUAUUCGAACUGAUUUGCCUACCAACUGCACGCAGCAAGAAACUAAUGAACUUCUUGGAUAUUGUUCUGGAUCACGCACCAGAAGUUGUAUCCUAGCUUGUAGUGUCUAUACAUGUAAAUCUUAGUGUCUCCUCACCUCACUAUAUUAUUCACCUUUGCAUUGGAACAAGUUCAAACAAUUAGUUUUCAUAUCUCUCAUGAGAUGGAUAUUGUUCUGGAUCACGCACCAGAAGUUGUAUCCUAGCUUGUAGUGUCUAUACAUGUAAAUCUUAGUGUCUCCUCACCUCACUAUAUUAUUCACCUUUGCAUUGGAACAAGUUCAAACAAUUAGUUGUCAUAUCUCUCAUGAGAUGGUCCGAGAAAAAUUGCUGGUGUGCUUGAUCAUUGGGAAUCACACAAGGCUAUAGUCAUGCAACAAUGCAAGUGCGUUGAGUGCUAUGGUUUCCCCUUUCCCGCCCUUUUAUGAGAAUGGCUUGUUUCUGAGCUGCUCCUCACUACAGCUCUAACCUUUCCGA